AUGCAGCGUCUCGAUUUGUCGGAGAGCAUGGCCCGGGCCCUGUUUCUGGACUAUGGCACAAAUGGAUUGAAGCGACAUGAACACAAGAACGCCCCUCAGCCAGACCCGGAGACUGAAUCCGACCAUGAUGCAGAUGCGGUGAAGGAUUUAGAGAUGAAAGUGAUGGUCCAAAAGACUGUAGAACUCCGCGUCCAAGUCAAGACGUUGGAGCAACAAGCGCGGGAUUUCCGGCUGGAAAAUAUCAGGUGCAAGAAGGAAAUUUCAAACGUCCGAGAAGAAUGCGAAAAUGCGAAGAGGGAAAAGGAGAGGGCUGAAGAAAGAUAUCAAAAGGAAAUUCAGGACCUGCUUGCGGAGAAAGCGCGCAUGGCAAUAAAGCAGGGGGAGCUCAGAAACGAGCUCUAUAAGAUGCAUGUGGAGCAUGGCCGCUAUGUGAGGGAAACGGAGAAGGAGAAAUGGAUGCUAGGGAGGGAAAAUCGGGUGACAGAAGAAAGAAUGUCUGCGGAGGUCAAGCAGAGGGAAGCAGAGCUUACGAAACUCAGGACGGAAAACGAAGGUUUUCAAAAAGUCACUGAUGAGAUCUCCGCUCUCAAAGAAGAGCUGAAAGAGGUGCGCCAAAGCCAGUCUGACGAGCGAUACGACAUGGUCCGCUUCCAACUCCGCGUCGACCAGGUAGUCGCCAUGCUGCAAUGUACUACCUUGACGUCGGAAGCGCGAGAAAACACCAAGGAUGACCAGAUUGUAAGAAAAAGUUUAGAGGAGUUGAAGAAGAUCACUCAGGAGUGUGCGAUGUUGCGGAUGUCCCGUGGAGAUGAUGUUUUUGAGAUGGGGAGAAACUUGCUGAAACUGACGCGAAGGCGACCAACUUGA
This is a messenger RNA of Laccaria bicolor S238N-H82, 867 nucleotides long. RefSeq lists its product as uncharacterized. The record is from RefSeq and is a predicted model, not a curated record. The coding region runs from base 1 to 867 and encodes 288 amino acids. The transcript has 2 exons. Lineage: Eukaryota; Fungi; Basidiomycota; Agaricomycetes; Agaricales; Hydnangiaceae.